CUUGUCCAUGCUCUGUCUCUAGUGUUAUUAGUUUUUUGUGAUUUUGAAAAAAAGUCGACUCUGCUACUUUUCUCUUCUAUAGUCACUAAAAAAAAUUGGUAUACUUAGGUUGAUAUUCGACUUCUUAUAUGGAAUUUGAUUCUAGUUGAACAUAUUCCAGUUAGAUUUAAUACAAAAAUGGAUCGACCUCCUCCUAAGGGCCGCGGGGCUGCUAUGCUGGCCCUCAUGAAAAAGCGUGGACAAGAAAAGGCUGUUGGGGUUCAACCAGAAGAAUCACCUCCGGCAGAACCUCCGAAACCCAGAGGUCGAGCUGCUCUGCUUCAAAAAUUACAAGAAAGCAAACUUAAAAAAGUAGGGGCUGAUACUUCUUCCAGUGUUGUUGCUUCGACUUCUUUGAUACAAGAAGCACCCAUUACUGCUACCAAGGCUACUGCACCUGUGUCAGCCAGUAGUCCUAAAGAGACUUCGGUGGCUAAAUCGGUUGAAGAGCUUUCACGAGCGACUUCUGAAAUCUCCCUUACUGAACAAGAUCCAGUGUUUUAUAAAGGCGAAGGAGGCAAACAAAUAAAGGUAUCGGCUAACUACAUUAAACUCCAUUUGGAGAAAGACUGUGGAGUUUAUGAAUAUGAGGUUCGGUUCAAUCCGGACAUAGACGCUAAAAACCGACGAAUAAGAGCGGUGAACCAGAUCAAGCAAAAAUUAGGUCCAGCCAAAGUUUUUGAUGGAGGAAGUGUUUUGUACUUACCUCAGAAAAUAACCGACACAGUCCAAUCCUUCACCACUUCCAUUCCUGGUCCAGACGGGGAUCUCGAAAUAGGUCUUACGAUUAUAUAUAAGAGGAAAAAAAAUCUAGCAGAUAGGGAGUGCCUGCACUUAUAUAACGUUUUGUUCAAACGCAUCAUGUACUCUUUGAUGUAUACUCAGAUGGGAAGGAAUUAUUUCAAUACGGAACACAAACACUUGAUACCGCAGCAUAAGUUAGAGGUGUACCCUGGAUUUGCAGUGUCUGUGGAUGAGUUGGAGGAUGGUCUGAUGCUUUGUCUUGAUACCCAGCAUCGAGUAAUGCGUACGCAGAAUGCGUACGAACUACUUACUGAACUUCGAAUUUCGGAUUCUAAUAGAUUCAAAGAAGUCGCCAACUCAAACUUGAUUGGUUCUUGCAUUUUCACAAAGUAUAAUAAUAAAACUUACAUAAUAGACGAUGUAGCCUGGGACAUGACUCCUCGUGAUACCUUUCCAACGAGAGAUGGUAGGAAUAUUACCUUCAUUGAAUACUAUAAGACGCAGCACAAUAUUGUCAUAAGAGAUGAAACACAACCUCUUUUGAUCAACAGAAGGGAUGUUAAGGUGUCUGGCAGUUCCGAGAAGGUGAAUAAUCAUGGAGCUUUCAUAGCUAUAAAUUUAUUUGUAGAGAUUCUAAAUAAAUCUUUUAAGGUGAUGAAAGACGUUGCCCAGUAUACCAGAGUAACUCCUAACCAGAGACUAGCUGCAUUACGAACAUAUAUGGACAAUGUUAGAAAGUCAGAAGCGGCUCAGCAAAUUUUGGGCAACUGGGGAUUGAAACUAGCAGACACCCCUUUGACUCUUCAGGCAAGACAACUAGAAAAUGAAACGAUAUAUUUUGGCAGGAACCAAUGUAUUCAAACGAACAAUAACGCUGAUUGGAACAGAGCAGUUGGAGAGCAACAGGUGGCUUUACCUGUUGAUAUGCACACUUGGAUUCUUUUUUACACGGGGAGAGACGAAAAAUAUGCCAAAGAUUUUUCACAGACUAUUGUUAGGCUGGGCAGUGUUAUGGGCUGUCGUAUAAAUGCUCCGAAACCAGUGAAACUGCAAGAUGAUCGAACUGACACCUAUAUUAGAGCAUGCCAAGAAAACAUUGAUGAAAAUAUACAGAUUGUGGUUUUCAUCUGCCCCACCAUGAGAUCGGACCGAUAUGCUGUCAUCAAAAAAAUUUGCUGCACUCAAAUACCGGUGGCGUCACAAGUGAUCAAUUCCAAGACGCUUUCAAACCCUCAAAAAGUUCGAUCUAUAAUUCAAAAGAUUGCCCUACAGAUGACCUGUAAGCUCGGCGGCACACUUUGGACCGUCCGGUUUCCUUUCAAAGGAUGGGCGAUUUGUGGCAUUGAUGUAUAUCACGGUUCACCAGGCAACUCAGUUUGUGGUUUUGUUGGAAGUUUGAACGAGAGCAUAUCUAGAUGGUACAGUACCGCUAUAUUCCAAGAACGGGAGUUGAGCGACUUCUACAAAAUAGCUUUUACCAAGUACCUUGAAAAAUAUCGCAACGCAAACGGUUUUUUCCCCUCCAAGAUCGUCAUUAUAAGAGAUGGGGUAGGAGAUGGUCAACUUGCCCACUGCAAACGAUACGAAAUUGAACAACUAGAGAGUGUUCUUAAGCAAUUCCAACUUGAGACCAAGUUAUGUUUCAUCAUCGUUCAAAAACGGAUCAACACCCGCAUCUUCAACUUUGGUCGAGACGGUUGCGAGAAUCCACCUCCUGGCACUGUUUUGGACCACACCGUCACUAGGAGGUACUUGCAUGACUUCUUUUUGGUACCUCAGAACGUGCGGCAGGGCACCGUCAACCCAACACACUACAUUGUUUUGUACGAUACCUGCAAUCUCAAACCCGAUCACAGUCAAAGGCUAUGUUACAAACUGUGCCAUCUCUACUACAAUUGGCCGGGUACCAUAAGGGUGCCAGCUCCAUGUCAGUAUGCUCAUAAGUUGGCCGCUUUGGUGGGGCAACAUAUUAAAAAGGCGCCCAGUGCUGUUCUGUCUGACACGCUGUUCUACUUAUAAAAAAGCGGGUACAAAAUGCGAAUAAAAUAUAGGAAAAGCGAAUACUGCCGAAAAUAUAGUGGAACUAUGACGGAGAACAUGACUAAUUUUAGUGUGUGAGUGUUGAGUUUAUUCUGUGGGUUAAGCCUUGUAUUCUAGAAUGGAUUCAACUAUUUUGUGGUGCUAUAUAAGAGUUUUUUAAAAUGAAAACUUGUAACUUGUCAAUUGAUUUAAUUCUCAUAAAUUUUUUUCAUAGCAAAGCAGUGAGCACUGUUGAAAUGUUCAGCUAUUGAGAAGAUAAUGCUAGGGGAUGUUUUGCACCAAUAAAACUCGGCAAUUGUUUUAUAAAAAAGACUUCUUUGAGAUUUUUGCAUGACAGUUGACGGAAAUUAUUUUUUCUUGCAGUUUUUUUUGACAUCAUGGAUACAAAUCCUGGCGUUUCCUCUAAUUUGAUUUUGUUUUGAAAAAGCUCUGGACGCAAUGAAUCAGACAGAAACAACUUUUUACGAAUGUUAAUAGAUAGUGUAGGAGCUCAACUGUCAUCAAAUCAAAUUUUGUUUUAAAAUCUUCACAUUUUUACAUAUGCACUUUCACUUCAAAUGUUGGUGUAUUUUCUCUAAUGCUUUAUAUAAAGAUAUAUUUCUAAAGGUAAACAGCAUUGAAGUGUCGAGCACUAGAUGGGUGUAAGCUUAGUACCAUCUGUGAUGGGAGUGGAACAUUCUGUCAAUUAGUUUAUCCAUUCAGGUUUUUCAUGUCUAAAAAUGUUUAUGGAACAAUUUGUAAAAUUUUCGAAUUUUGUAAAAACAAUUCCACAACAUAAUGAGGUGACUAUUUAUAGGAGUUCAGCUCAUCAGGCUUCCAGUCCAUCUCACUUAAGAAUAAGUAUAUGAUAGCAAUUGCUCCCAUUAAGUUAUUGAUAGCUUUUCAGAAAUAUCUCGGUGAUUAGAAUAUUACAAACUGCUCGAAAAUAGGUCCAGAAAAUAUUUCUAGCUACCAUUAGUUAGUAUCGAAUGACGUUAGUUAUCUACUGGAAUUGGAUUUUGAAGCCCAUCUAUCGACUUCCAGAUUAUGAUCCAAGUAAAUGUUUCACAAUAUGUUGAAAUAGCUGAAACUCUUUUAGGAGUUUUAAAAAAUUUUGAAUAUCAAACUGGCCUAACAAAUUAAAAAUACAUCAAUUGCAAGACCAAUUUUUGAAAGGAAGAAAAUAACUUCUUGAAAUACUGUUAAAUCCAUUCAAGAAUAUUGCAUUAACCACAUCAAACAGAUUUUUUAUAAACUCUUCUCAGCAUCUGGCAUUCCAAGCAUCAGUUUUAUAUGUUUCUUUUUUUUGUAACAUUUUAUUGUCAUAUUAAAACUAGUAACUACGCAAACGGAGACUGAACUGACUUUUCCUUAUAUUUUCGUCUCAUUGAUCUUUACAAAUGGUGUUGAUUAUUUAAGUUUUCGUCUUCGAGUGUUCUGUUGGAUUUUGUAACAUUUUCUUGUGUUUAUUUUCUAGGUUUUAUAUUUAUUUCAAGUUGUUACCUCCGUUACUGAAGCUCACAAACAUGUAAAUUCCUGAUAAAGCUAACGUUUUGGUGUUUUUAGUUUAGGUAUGUACUAAAAUUCUGUGCAAAGUUGUAAAGGACUUAAAAAUGUUGACUGGAUUUUUACUAAUGACGACAUGGGAGCAGUUCUUUGCUUUCCUUACUUUAAUGAAACAUGCAAAAUAUUGAAUCAUUUUGUACCACAGAAAAUGGGCAAUUUGAUGUUAUAUUUUUAAAUGAGGUGUUUCAAUUUUGGUAGUUUACAAGGAAUCUUUGCAAGUUAACUUUUUCAGGGAUUUUCUUCCCUGUGUUCCAACUUAUGAACUGAAAUGAAGUUGUGUUUUUUUAUGUCCACUCUAUUAUUUGAAUUUAUUGAUUUAGAUAUAAUGAAAGUAUUUUCUUGUAGUAUAAGUUGAGUUUUCUAAGUAAUGUUACUGUUGAUAAAAAAUAACUUUUAUUAAACUAUUUUUGUACAUUUA
Messenger RNA from Leptinotarsa decemlineata (Colorado potato beetle), 4786 nucleotides. RefSeq names its product Argonaute 3 (gene AGO3). Gene Ontology annotation, molecular function: RNA binding; protein binding. Lineage: Eukaryota; Metazoa; Arthropoda; Insecta; Coleoptera; Chrysomelidae. The record is from RefSeq and is a predicted model, not a curated record.